AUGGAAGCCUGGCACCUCCACUCCCACCUCCACUCCCACCUCCUACCCGUUAGUGAACCUACGUUGAUCACAGUCACUGCCCCGGAGACCUGCCCCCUCCACCCCGACUGCCCCGAGAUCUGCCCCCUCCGCUCCAACCUCCUAACCGUUAGUGAACCUACGUUCAUCACAGUCACUGCCCCGGAAGCUUAUCCCAUCCACUCCCACCUCCUACCCGUUAGUGAACCUACGUUGAUCACAGUCACUACCUCGGAAGCCUGCCCCCUCCACUCCCACCUCCUACCCGUUAGUGAAUCUUGGUUGAUCACGGCGACUGCCCCGGAGACCUGCCCCCUCCGCUCGAACCUCCUACCCGUUAAUGAACCUACCUUCAUCACAAUCACUGCCCCGGAAGCCCGCCCUCUCCGCUCGCACCUCCUACCCGUUAGUGAACCUACGUUGAUCACAGUCACUGUCCCGGAAGCAUGCCCCUUCCACUCCCACCUACCCGUUAGUGAACCUACGUUGAUCACAGUCACUGCCCCGGAGACCUGCCCCCUCCACUCCCACCUCCUACCCGUCAGUGAACCUACGUUGAUCACAGUCACUGCAAAGGAUGCCUGCCCCCUCAACUCCCAGCUCCUAACCGUUAGUGAACCUACGUUCGUCACAGUGACUGCCCUGGAAGCAUGCCCCUUCCACUCCCACCUCCUACCCGUUAGUGAACCUACGUUCGUCACAGUCACUGCCCCGGAAGCCUGCCACCUCCACUCCCACCUCCUACCCGUUAGUGAAUCUACGUUGAUCACAGUCACUGCCCCGGAGACCUGCCCCCUCCACUCCCACCUCCUACCCGUCAGUGAACCUACGUUGAUCACAGUCACUGCCCCGGAGACCUGCCCGCUCCACCCUCACUACCCCGGAAGCCUGCCCCUCCGCUCCCACCUCCUACCCGUUAGUGAACCUACGUUGACCACAGCGACUGCCCCGGAGACCUGCCCUCUCCACUCCCACCUCCUACCCAUUAGUGAACCUACGUUGAUCACAGUCACAGCCACGGAGACCGGCCCUCUCUGCUCCCACCUCCUACCCGUUAGUGAACCUACGUUGAUCACAGUCACAGCCACGGAGACCGGCCCUCUCCACUCCCACCUCCCACCCCUUAGUGAACUGACGUUCAUCACAGUCACUACCCCGGAAUCCUGGCCCCUCCACUCCCACCUCCUACCCUUUAGUGAACCUACGUUGAACACAGGCACUGCUCCGGAGACCGGCCCCCUCCACUCCCACCCCCUACCCGUUAGUGAAUUUUGGUUGAUCACAGCGACUUACCCGGAGACCUGCCCCCUCCACUUCCACCUCCUACCCGUUAGUGAACCUACGUUCAUCACAGUCACUGCCCCUAAAGCCCGCCCCCUGCAUUCCCAGCUCCUACCCGUUAGUGAACCUACGUUCGUCACAGUCACUGUCCCGGAAGCCUGCCCCCUCCAAUCCCACCUCCAACCCGUUAGUGAACCUACGUUGAUCACAGUCACUCCUCUGGAGACCUGCCCUAUCCGCACCAACCUCCUAACCGUUAGUGAACCUACGUUCAUCACAGACAGUGAUGACCUCCCCGUUAGUGAAUCUUGGUUGAUCACAGCGACUGCCCCAGAGACCUGCCCCCUUCGCUCCAACCUCCUAACCGUUAGUGAAGCUACGUUCAUCACAGACACUGCCCCGAAAGCCUAUCCCAUCCACUCCCACCUCCUACCCACCUGCUCCCUCCCCUCCCACCUCCUACCCUUUAGUGAACCUACGUUGAUCACAGUCACAGCCACGGAGACCUGCCCCCUCCGCUCCUACCUCCUACCCGUUAGUGAACCUACUUUCAUCACAAUCACUGCCCCGGAAGUCUGCCCCCUCCACUCCAACCUCCUACCCGUUAGUGAACCUACGUUCAUCACAAUCACUGCCCCGGAAGCCUGCCCCCUCCACUCCAACCUCCUCCCAGUUAGUGAACCAACGUUCCUCACAGCGACUGCCCCGGGAGACCUGCCCCCUCCACUCCCACCUCCUACCCCGACUACCCCGGAGACCUGCCCCCUCCAUUCUCACCUCCUACCCGUUAGUGAACCUACGUUCAUCACGGUCACUGCCCCGGAAGCAUGCCCCCUCCACUUCCACCUACCCGUUAGUGAACCUACGUUAAUCACAGUCACUGCCCCGGAACCCUGCCCCCUCCACUCCCACGUACUACCCGUUAGUGAACCUACGUUGAUCACAGUCACUGCUCCGGAGACCUGCCCCCUCGACUCCCACCUCCUACCCGUUAGUGAACCUACGUUGAUCACAGUCACUGCCCCGGAAGCCUGCCCCCUCCUUUCCUACCCCCUACUUGCUAGUGAACCUACGUUAAUCACAGUCACUGCCCCGGAAGCCUGCCCCCUCGAAUCCAGCGUCCUACCCGUUAGUGAACCUACGUUGGUUACAGUCACUGCCCCGGGCACUUGUCCCCUCCACUCCCACCUCCAGCCCGUUAGUGAACCUACGUUCAUCACAAUCACUGCCCCGGAAGCCUGUCCCCUCCACUCCCACCUCCUACCCGUUAGUGAACCUACGUUCAUUACAGUCACUACCCCGGAAGCCUGCCCCCUCCGCUCCCACCUCCUACCCGUUAGUGAACCUACGUUCAUCACAAUCACUGUCCCGAAAGCCUGCCCCCUCCGCUUCCACCUCCUACCCGUUAGUGAACCUACGUUCAUCAAAAUCACUGCCCCGGAAGCCUGCCACCUCCGCUCCCACCUCCUACCCGUUAGUGAACCUAAACUGAUCACAGUCACUGCCCCGGAAGCAUGCCCCCUCGGCUUCCACCUCCUGCCCGUUAGUGAACCUGAACUGAUCACAGUCACUGCCCCGGAAGCCUGCCCCCUCCACUCCAACCUCCUCCCCGUUAGUGAACCUACGUUGAUCACAGCGUCUGCCCCGGAAGCCUACCCCCUCCACUCCAACUUCCUACCCCGUCUGCCCCGGAAGCCUGCCCCCUCCGUUCCCAUCUCCUACCCGUUAGUGAACCUACGUUUAUCACAGCGUCUGCCCCGGAAGCCUGCCCCCUCCACUCCCACCUCCUACCCGUUAGUGAACCUACGUUGA
This is a messenger RNA of Haliotis rubra (blacklip abalone), 3111 nucleotides long. RefSeq names its product mucin-5AC-like. The coding region runs from base 1 to 3111 and encodes 1036 amino acids. The transcript has 6 exons. NCBI's taxonomy places the organism in Eukaryota, Metazoa, Mollusca, Gastropoda, Lepetellida, Haliotidae. The record is from RefSeq and is a predicted model, not a curated record.